GACGACGCCCAAACGAAGAGUGGUCAGCAACGGAGGUCGUUGGUUGAAAGUUUUGGGAUGAUCAUCGGCGGCAAUCGCGUGAAGCGAGCACGACCGGCAUAAUGAGAGGGGUGGCGAAGAUUAGCGUGGGGGCGGAUGAUAUAUUACGCGAUGAAGACGGUGGAGUUGCGGAGGAUUGCGAGGCGGACGGCGGGGCUGGUAACGACGACGAGGUGGACGACGAGAACAUGGAGAUUCGUCCACUGGGGAGAAAGUGGGGGGGGUCGACGGCCGCGAAAAAGUUGCCUGAAACGCGCACGGGGCGGAGGGGGAAGAAGGGUGUGGAAGAUGCGUUGGCUGGCGAGGGAUCGAAAAGCCGGGAUUUUUGGACCGUGGAGCACAUGAUUGCUCUCAUCCAGGCAAAAAGAGACCAGGAUUCGCAUUUUGCCGGUCUCGCGCACACCACGGGAAGGAUGGAGACGAAAACAUGGAAGUGGGACGACGUGGAGAAGAGGCUGGUGCACAUGGGGGUCACGAGUAGAAAGGCCGUCGAUUGCGGGAAGAAAUGGGACAACCUAUACCAGCAAUUCAAAACCGUGCACAAGUUUAUGGGAGAAUCGGGGAAGCCAAAUUUCUUCACACUGACGCCAGGCGAGAGGAAGGAGCGGGGGUUCGAUUUCCGGAUGGAUGAGCGUGUGUAUUCGGAGAUGGCGGCGAUGACCAGGAGCGAUCACACCAUACACCCCACCAAUCUUGCUGACACCGGUGCGACUGGAGGUGUUCAAAUGCCGGGCCCACACGGGGGUCGAAAUGAAUCCGGCGGUAGUGAGGGGGGCGGGGAUGGACAGAACGACGAUCAGGGGUCCACAAAGGAUUCUAUCAGCGGCGGUGGUGUUGGCGGGGGCAACAAAGAAAAGAAUGUGAGACAGCAGACCUUCGACACGAUUGCAGACGUCAUGAAGGAGCACGGGAGUCUGAUGGCGUCAACCGUGGACAGCGCGAGCAAGAGACAGUGCUCAAUUCUGACCAGGCAGUGCGACAUUCUGGAGCGAGAGGUUGAAGUGCAGAAGGAACACUACUUUAAGGCCGACCAGGCGAACUUGAUGAUGUGUGAAGCACUUAUGAAGAUUGCUAAAGCGAUCCGCGAGCGAUCAGGCCACAUACCGAAGUCGAAAAGGCAGCGCAUCGAUGACGCGAGCUCCUCACAAACUGAGGACUUCCUCGCAGACGAAGUGGCUAUGGUGGACGCGCAAGGGACGACAGGGGUCGUGAGGUUGGGUUUCGGGCGGGAUGGAGUGUCGAGGGAGCAGCUGCAAGCAGCGAGACGCAGCGUUGUUGGCGGUGCUGCCGGGACGGUGCCAAGGUCCCCAAACACGGCAGCGGUUGUCGUCACGGCCGCGCGGGUCGCGGGACAAAUUUCGGCGGCGGCAGGCCAAGGUCAGCCACGUCAGGCACUCCCCCUGCAACACGUGUUGGCGACAGGGGGAGGGCACACGGCGACCGCGCAAAAGGGCGACGCGACGGCUACCGCCAGUCGGACGGUGGCGGCGGACCACACAGCUAAAGGCAGCUUCGUCGAAGGCGCGGAAAGGGUGGGGGUCGACGACGUUGGCUGUGACGAUGGCCGAAGAGACAGAAAGCGGGAGGGCAAUGACGGCGACGACCGUCCACUUGUGCCGACGGGGAAGGGAGCGCCGAAGGAGGACGAGCUGCAAGAGAAGGCCAAGUUGUGGGUUGAUUGCGACGCUUUCUGGGGUCAGGGCCGCGGGAAACCUUUGAGGGAGGCGGUAGGCGAAUGCACCGACUACUUCGUCGCCGUCGCCAACGGAGACGCAGGAGCUGAGCCGCCUUCGAUGCUCAUCAUGCCCCCGAACGAUGUGCCUCGCUUCAAGAUCGACGACCCGGCGCAGCGUGAACCGGCUCUCCGCAGAGCGCGCAGCGUGGAGAGAGUAGUGCUGCGCACCAUCCACGGUUGGAUCUUUAAAUCGCAGUCGAGGUGGACUGGCUUCUCUCGUGCAGAGUCCUACAUCACRGUCGACUUCGCCACGGACCUCGCACGAGCAGUUUGGCAGGCCUUGGAAUGGUCGAGAGUGGUAUCCCCUGCACUCGUAUACCACACGGUGGCGAUGAAGAUGGACGUGCCCCUGUGGUUCGCGGGGGUGAAGAUUGAGGACCGCCUGGAAGACGACGACAUGGUGGCCCGACAGGAGGCGACAGUUCUUCUGCUGGCGGAGUGCUGGACAGAUGCGCUCUGGUGCGGACAGUGGGCGGAUGGCGGGUGCGUAAAACAGGAGAGGUUGUCCAGGCUGGCGGACUGUCUGCGAGCGUUGUUGUGCGCGGUCAUGUGGAUCAUGCGCAUGGGAGGUGACGACGACCGAUCGCAUUACGAGGCAUGGUCGUACGCGUCCAUGGUCGCGAAACCGACGAUGAUAGCGGCAGGGUCGUACAUCUUCAACUGGCGCCGACACGUGGUGGACUCCGCCAACCUCGUCCUCGAUCGUCUAGGGAAGGCCCACCUCACGCUGGGAGAUUACCCGCAAUGCAUUCCGGAGUGGUGUGAUUGCGGGUUGGCGUUCGGGCACAAUGCUUCCCUGAAGAACGCGGCGGAGGCUGCAAAACACGGGUGGAUCGACAGCGGGCCCGCGGCGGAUGACGAUGGAGAUGAUGGCAAGUGACACGUCAUCUCGAGCACAUGGCAGCGGGUUGGUGCGCAUCGUCGGCGCUUCGUCGACGAU
Messenger RNA from Chara braunii, 2714 nucleotides. The record is from the annotation of a GenBank genome assembly. NCBI's taxonomy places the organism in Eukaryota, Viridiplantae, Streptophyta, Charophyceae, Charales, Characeae.